Messenger RNA from Oncorhynchus gorbuscha (pink salmon), 3464 nucleotides. Its product is annotated as mitochondrial import inner membrane translocase subunit Tim23-like. Gene Ontology annotation, biological process: protein import into mitochondrial matrix. Lineage: Eukaryota; Metazoa; Chordata; Actinopteri; Salmoniformes; Salmonidae. The transcript has 7 exons. Gene Ontology annotation, molecular function: transmembrane protein transporter activity. The record is from RefSeq and is a predicted model, not a curated record. Gene Ontology annotation, cellular component: TIM23 mitochondrial import inner membrane translocase complex; mitochondrial inner membrane. Bases 1478 to 2101 code for a protein of 207 amino acids.
UAUUACGCAGAUACAGUAAGAGGGUAUGUCAUAUGCCUACCAUUUAUUAAGAUAUCAUUGUUUAGUUUCUUUGACAUUCAGAGGCAGAAUUUGCUUGGAAAGUAAUCUAAUUCUGUCACUAUCAAUCGACUAAGCUAUUCACUUUCUGUACAAUAGAAGAUGUUUAAACCCAGACAGCUUUUAGGGAAACACUUGUGACCUUUUCUCACCGGUUUAAGCCACGGAUGAAGAGUUCUCAGCGUUAAAGCUUACAUUUUUAUGCAUCGGUAGGCCUACUCUGUCUGGGGUGGAAAUGUAGGCCUAACUUUUGAAAGUACCAUCAGCAGAUUCCUAAUGAUGUCUCAGAUUUACUUCUUUGGAAACUUGGACAGUUUCCUUGCAAACAAGACACACUGAUUUGGCAUUGGACAAAUAUGAUAAGAUAAGCACAUAGGCCUAUCUCUCUGUCCAUUCAUAGCCUGUAAAUUUGGUCAUUUGUGUGGUAUUUAAAAAAUGUAUGCUGUGCAAAUAUGAUGAUAGCUUCAUGCAAUGGUUAUAAAGGAGAUAUUUCCACCUCUUGUCCUCGGUGGUCUGCGAACCCACAAGCUGCUCUAUCAAAAUUCAUGUCAUAUUGACAGGACGAAGAACAGUUUCUAAAGCUCUGGUCUGUCCAAGAAGUGAGUGUAAACGCUAGAUAUGUUCUCUGCUAUCCACUUUGUUUCAAUGAUUAUUUUUGUAUAGUGAAGGGUCACUUGUUUUUUUUUUCAAUCGUUCAGGGAGGAUUUAGGUCAAAUAUAUUUUGUUCAAACAGGUCCGAUUUUCUCCAUGUAACCCUUAUUAUAAAUAACGUUCACUCCCUAAUGAGACUCUCAGGGGAACGUUCUCUAAAGUUGUAAGAACUGUUGUUGUUAGCUGGGUCGUUAUACUCUUUGGUCUGGUCUUUUGAUAACAGAUGAACUGGCGUUGAGCGCUUUAAUGUUACUUUGCUGCCAUCUAGUGCAAUGUAUCGUUACUUUAAGUGAUCCUUUGAUGUCGUGAAUUGUCACACUCGCAAAUGUAUUUUGAUAUUUUGCUUAUAGCCCCGUAUCAAAUGCAACCAUAGCUCAAUGUCACCCGUUUUACGUUGAGUAAUUCCCUUCAACGCAGUGCCAAAAAUUACGUGUAUAUCGUUGCUUAACUUUCAGGUCUGCUUACGUAAUCGCCUGUCAGUGGUCGCUUUACGGUAGAUCGUGGAGGUCAGAGAAGCACGAUGAAAAAGCUAACCCAACUAUAAUUUACAAAAAGCUGAUAAUUUCUAUAUCUAACUACCUACAGUAAGACAGUGUACAACACUAUUCAAACGUGAACAUAUUACUGCGUUUUAGAUACUAGGAAAUAUCGCCAACGUUAUUGCUUUUGGCUUGCAUCAUCACGUUUGGUUAGCUAGUUAGCUAGCUAACCCAACCAGCAUCUCCAGCCCGAAGCGUUCACCGGGUGAGUCUCCAGAUCGUCACCAUACAUGGACAAUAACGCCCCUGGGUCGGGAGGGAAAGGCGGCCUCGGGAGUCUCUUUGGAGGCAGCGAAUACUCCAACACAGAGCUCGCCGGUGUCCCAUUGACUGGAAUGAGCCCCCUGUCGCCUUAUCUUAAUGUUGACCCCCGCUACCUCGUACAGGACACAGAUGAGUUCAUCCUGCCAACAGGGGCUGGUAAAACUAGAGGGAGGUUUGAACUGGCCUUCUUCACCAUCGGGGGCAGCUGCAUCACAGGAGCUGCGUUUGGGACAAUGAAUGGUCUGAGGAUGGGGUUGAAGGAGACCAGAGAAAUGGGCUGGACUAAACCGCGUAACGUCCAGAUUCUCAACAUGGUGACCAGACAAGGUGCAUCCUGGGCCAACACUCUGGGCUCUGUUGCGUUAUUGUACAGUAUAUUUGGCGUGGCCAUAGAGAAGGCUAGAGGAGCAGAGGAUGACAUCAACACUUUGGCUGCUGGGACUCUCACAGGCAUGCUGUUCAAAUCCACAGGAGGGCUGAAGGGAGUGGCUCGUGGUGGUCUGGUGGGGUUGGCCAUGUCUGGUGCCUACGCUCUCUACAGUAACUGGGACCAUAUCAGAGGCGGCUCCUCUUCUUCAAAUCUCUACUGAACACAUCCCUAUCUAUUGCGUUUCAUCAAAAAUUCCACCCUAUUCCCAACUUGGUGCACAACUUUUGGCCAGAGUCUCAGGGAAUAGGUUACCAAUACUCAAACCCUCCCACAAAUAUCACCAGCCCCUUCCCUUGUUCACUUCCUGACUUGAGAGGGUUCUGAGAUAUUGGAGGCAUGACUGAGAUGUCAUUAAACCAUGGACUAAAUUACCUCCAAGAAACACCCCUCCCCACACAACUGCCCUUGCUGCCCCCCCGCCCUGUCCUCCUGGGUUACCUCCCUUCUCACCCACACAGAUCUGAAAAGGCCUCACGCUAUUUCCAAGGGGUUUAUGUGUAUUGGGAACUGUUUUUAGAAAUGUAUCUUAUGUUAUAUUAUUGAAUGCUACGUCUAGUAGCCUGGAAGAGGGAAAGAGUCAUGUAAAUAGUAUGUCCAUGUUAAGAGUAUAUGCUAAGUAAAUGGAUACUGGGGCCCUGUUGUAAUCAUUUUUACAUGCCUCCUCCCUCCCUGUGAAGUGAUCACUCAUCUAACAUGACUGGAGUGAUGAAAACAAUUCAGUGGAAAUCGGUUAACAGCUAUCCUGUCAUGUCUGGUCAGUAAUACAUCCACCCUUCCCCUCCUUGAAGUUAUCUGAACAUCUCGGCUGGUGUUACUGACUGGUUAUUUUACGAGGUUGCCCACUUGGCUCACGACUGUGUUAGUCCCCUGAGGUAAAGACAAAUGGUUAGUACAGGGAGCGAACGCAAGGUUACUCAUCUAAGCAUGGUUCAUUGAACCACCUCUGCAACACUGGUCUAAGACCCAACCAGAGAGCUUCUGGAAUCCAUGAUUGUAGUCCUUUGCUUUCAUGUGACUGUGGGUUGUAGUCCUUCAGAUACAGAACAAGACUUCUAAUGAAGCUGAAGAGCAGAGACAUUCAUCCCAGCACACACCCUACCAAGGCCUUACAAUCAAAACUGUUGUAAUGUAUUUAUUCAUAGUGGGUACUAUUUUGCUGUUAAGAGUUGGAAGUGUCUGUAUUACCUAUUUGUGUCCUUGCCUGUUAAGCCCACUGUAAGAACAAUACAACAAACAUUCAAAAUUAUAAAAUGCUGCCUUGGGUCUUUGUCAGUUGUGCUCAUGCUGCUUGUGUUGUGAAAGCCUGUAGAUGGGGUUAGGGGUGGGAUAUGCUAUUGUGACUGACUGACUGGGUUUGAACCCAGAUUGUGUGCCCACUACACUAUUGGUAUGAGUCAGUAAGCUAAACUAAGUGUUCUACAGUAUAUUUGAAAGAAGAGGUUCACAGUGUUCUGCUUUUUCUGCCAACUUUAUUGGCUGACAGACUGCAUGAUGGGAGUUAUAGUCAAGAAAAAGUACAACCA